AUGGGUCGACGAAAAAUCGAGAUCAAAGCGAUCAAGGAUGAUCGCAACCGAUCAGUUACCUUUCUGAAACGAAAGGGCGGUCUCUUCAAGAAGGCGCAUGAGCUCGCUGUAUUAUGUUCGGUAGACGUCGCCGUCAUCAUUUUUGGUCAUAACAAGAAGCUGUACGAGUUUUCAUCAUGUGAUAUGCGAGAGACCCUGGGUCGAUAUCAAUACUAUGGCCCUCCACACGAACACAAAGGCCCGGAGGAUUUCACAGGCAAACGGGACGACGAUGACGAUGAAGAUGAGACUACUCCCGCCCCGGAGGAGAUGCAACCUACAAGUCAAAACCAUCCCCCCAUGGUUCCUACUCACAUCCCCAGUCAUCCCGGGUUUCAACAUGUCAAUCAUGCACCGUCCGCCUCUCCACCAAUUUCCAAUGGAAUUCCGUUUGACCCACGACAUGGAACACCUCAGCCCCAAGGCACUUCGCGACCGUCGUCGAGGAAUCACCUACGCCGCGUAAGUUCCAAUCUGGGGCCGCAACAACAUCAUGGCACUCCACCGCCUCCGCCGCCUCCACCGAACGGCUUUGCAUACAUCCCCAAUCCCUCGAUGUACCAUCCCAAUGCCAAUCCGAACAUGGCUCAACAACCUCGCCCCGCGCAGUUCGCACACUAUGCCCAUGCGCCACCAGGCCCGCAUCAGGCUAUUCCCCAUGGAAUGCCCGCACACACGAUGCCUCCUCAAACGGUGCCGCCGCAUCAUCAAGCUCCGCAGCAUAUCCCGCAACACCCGCAUCCCCUUGUGCAGCAGGCGCCUGCGAUGGGAAUGUCACAGCCACCUCAUCCGUCGGUCCCUCAAGUGGCUCAAGCGUUCUUGCCCGAACAAGGAAGAAAUUCGAUGCCGCCAGCCUUUCCGUCGGAACAACAACAGCCGCCUCGGCCGGUGUCUUUGCCCGAUGCGACUUCGGCGGAUCAGAUAGUAGGGUCUUUAAAAGUGGAAACAAGCCCUUCGCCUCCACAUCAGCGAUCGCUAUCUUCCAAAUCUCGCAGCAUCUUCACGCCGAUAGACGACCGUGGGUCAGUUUUGGCCCGUCAUUUCGGGCUUGGUCCACCAAUAUGCGACUCCCCACGCAAUGACGGUUCCGAAGCCAAGGGGGAAUCGAAACAAGAAGACGUGAAAGAGCUCAAGGUCCCCAUUGUGCCCUUACCGCCGCCGAGAGCGCCGAUCGAAGUGUCGCGGUCUCAUUCUGCGCCGGAUAUCAAACCGCCGCCGCGGACGAACAGCGGCCCACUGCCGUCGAAGCGCCCCCAGCUCAAAGUGCAAAUUCCAAGCGAGAACUCUGACCGGGGCAGUGCCACCGCAGAUUCAUCGUCGCGUGACUCGGCGGGAAACAAGACUAUCACCCCUGCCAAGGCAAAUCCUGAUACCAAUCAUUCGGGAGUGGUUCUUCCACCGCCGUCACCAUCCGCUGGUGCAAUUCUGAGCGCAGGGGCUCAAGGGCCACCUAAUCCCUUUGCUCGACCCCCGCCUCCGGGAACUACGACCCAGAAUAGCAAUGCAUAUAACAGCAACAACAACAUAGAGACACCUAUAUCCGCUCUUCCCAGUCGAUUUGUGUCUGACGCACUCCUUCCAUCGCCAUCCAGUUUCUUUCCAGAAUGGGGUUUCGGCCGGUCCGGUCCGGAUACCAACAUGCUCCCGAGCCCUCUGACCUUUCCCACACCCGCCGUGCAAAGCGGACCAGGGUUUUCGCGUGACGACGAACAGGACAAGAAACGUAAAAGUCCAGACAGCGGCCCGAGUAUGGAAGGAACGGCGAAAAAGACCAAAACAUGA
Molecule: messenger RNA, 1821 nt
Organism: Aspergillus clavatus NRRL 1
Lineage: Eukaryota; Fungi; Ascomycota; Eurotiomycetes; Eurotiales; Aspergillaceae
Gene: rlmA
Product: SRF-type transcription factor RlmA
Exons: 3
Coding region: 1-1821 (606 amino acids)
Biological process (GO): positive regulation of transcription by RNA polymerase II
Molecular function (GO): protein dimerization activity; RNA polymerase II cis-regulatory region sequence-specific DNA binding; DNA-binding transcription factor activity, RNA polymerase II-specific
Source: RefSeq, a predicted model, not a curated record